Molecule: messenger RNA, 2379 nt
Organism: Plasmodium coatneyi
Lineage: Eukaryota; Apicomplexa; Aconoidasida; Haemosporida; Plasmodiidae
Product: CMGC/GSK protein kinase
Exons: 2
Coding region: 1-2379 (792 amino acids)
Biological process (GO): signal transduction; protein phosphorylation
Cellular component (GO): cytoplasm
Molecular function (GO): protein serine/threonine kinase activity; ATP binding
Source: RefSeq, a predicted model, not a curated record
AUGGACCUCAUCAAGAUAUACAAGCAGAACGAAAUUCUAGAGAAUUACGUAAACAUAUAUUUUGAUGACGAGAAGGAACCAACUCUCCAACACAACGUCAAGUAUAAAAUUUUAGACAUAAUAGGAAAUGGAGUAUACGGGGUGGUUUACAAAGCGUACUGUUUGGACAGUUCGUGUGUAGUGGCCUUGAAACAGACGUAUCAAAAAAACGCCCGCAUUUUCAAGGAGGUAGAAAUAAUGAAAAAACUGAGACACCCAAAUAUUGUAAAAUUGAAGCAUGCAUUUUACACGACCACUUCAAAUGGAGGAAUCUAUGUGCAUAUGAUUAUGGAAUAUGGAAAUACAGAUUUGGCUACCUCCCUUUACUAUAUUAGCAUAGAAAAUUCUGCUGAGCAUGUUAAUACGUUUUAUGAGCCGACUGCAAACCAGGAGGGGUAUGCACAAAACGGUAAUCCCUCUAUCCUUCGGGAUGACUCCUUGGACGAUACUAACCUUGCAAGUGGGACGGAAAACCGGUUGGGAACAUCCCAAUUGGACUGUCCCAGGGGUGCAAGCGGCGUCCUCAAAAACGCUGUGAGUAACUUUAAUAUAAACGCACUACAGGAGAGCAUCAGUCAUAUCUGUCCAUGUCACAACAUAAGUGAGUACAUUAAAAAAAGCUUCCUGAAUGAGAACCAAAUAAAAAUUUACCUCUACCAGUUGAUCCGAGCGACCCUGUAUCUGCACACCCUGUGUAUAACGCACCGAGAUAUUAAACCGCAGAACGUCCUCAUUUUUGUCAACAAGCAAACUAGUAGCAAUGGCGUAGGGGGGGUAAAGAACGAGGAGAAGAAAAAGUGCCUCGUGUGCAUACAAAAUUCGUUCAAGGUGAAGUAUAUAAUGAAUAGGCGACGGAGGGGGAAGGGAAGAAGUGGCGGUAGUGGCGGUAGUGGCGGCAGCGUCCGCAGUAGUAGGAGCUCAAGGAGUGGUAGGAGUAACCUUAGUGAAGCGCAGGGGGCAGGUGAGGCAACGCUUGAUCAAUCUUUGCAGGAGGGUGACCCUACACCGAAUGGGAUAACCCACCAAGCCAGUAGGAAUCCAUCUCCUCGUGGUAGCCUCAAUUCUGCUAACAACGCAAAGGAGGAAGGUUCGCAAAAUGAGGAAGGAUCUUCCCACCAGGGAGGAGGAGAGGAAACCCAUUCGGGUGGCAGCCACCAUGGGAUGGAGACCACCCCGUGCGGGAUUACCAAAAGGAGAGCGCAAAGGUGCCACAGCCGUUACAGCAGGAGCGGCACGCCGGUUUCCAUCAAGUGCGUAAUGAACAGUUUGAGCAAAAAGGACAUGCGGUUGAAAAGGUCGGCCAGCAUGACCCAGUUAUUUAAGGACAACCAUGAUAUGUGUAAGGAAAGUUCGAAGGAGAACUGCUCUUCCGUCUCAGCAAAUAAUUUGAAGGCUGAAUCGAGAGAGGACAAAUCGGAUGAGCAGGUAGGGUCGCCCAAUUGGUGCAGGGAGAAAAGCGCUGUAGUAGAUGCAGAGAAGGAUAAUGUUAACUGUAAUGCAAGUGAGAAAGGGGGGGUACCACCCCCCCAGGAGAGUUCCUCCUCCAUCUCCUCUACCGAGGGGGAUAUAUUGUCCCGUUUAGAAGUCAACUCAGCACACACGGAAGAGGAGAUCAGCUUGGAAAGAAUCUACAUGAACUCCAUCACGUAUAAGUACAUAAAGUUGUGCGAUUUUAACACCUCCAUUAAGUUGAAGGAAAAUUACAAAUAUUUCAGUUAUGUCUGUUCGAGGUAUUACAGAGCCCCCGAGCUGCUCUUCGGAUCGAAUUACUACAGCCAGGCCAUUGACACCUGGUCGAUAGGCUGCGUCAUGGGCGAACUCAUCCUGGGGAAGCCCCUCUUCCUAGGAAAUUGUGCUUCAGACCAGCUGGUCGAAAUAAUAAAAAUAUUGGGGACACCCAAUGAUGAAGACUUCCUCUCGUUUAAAAGUGGCCACAAGAAUGUAAAGUUACCUCAAGUUAAACCAAUAACGUUGAAGAAGCUUAUAAAAAAUCAGAGCUCCCAGGAGAGUAUCGACCUGCUAGGGAAGUUACUUCAGUUCAAUCCUCAGAAGAGAAUAAAAUUGUGCAACGCACUUUUGCACACGUACUUUGACGACAUACGUAAUUUAAGUGCUUUCAAGGAUGAACGGAAUGGAGGCAGUACUUUCCAGUUGCCUUACAUAACAAACUGUUUUAAUUUUACGAAAGAGGAGCUCCUACACUUCACCGUCGAGGAAAGAAAAAUCCUCGUACCGUUGGAGGUACGCCGAAGGAAGUUGGACGAGGUUAUGCAAUACAUAGAUAUGACGCUGGAGAGCUUCGACCAGAUGUACCCGAAUAAGGUGCACUUGGCGUGCUGA